GUACAUCUUUCUUCGUGCUUUGCAUUGCAAUGGCUGUAACCCCCUUUUUCUUCGCAACCUCUAUCCUUCUUUUGUCAUCCUUGGUCAUUACUUCUGCUAAUGAUUAUAGCUAUGACACGAAGACAGACAGUGUUAAACCUGGCUAUCACCCAAAAUCAGACGCAAAUUAUGAUAGCACCCCGAAACCAGACUUCCCCAAGCCUACAUUAACCAUACCAAAAUCAGACAACGAAAAACCAAAUUAUGGGUAUGAUUCAAUCCCAGAAGCUCCACUCCCCACUGGGAUUGAAGGUCUUGUUCUUUGCAAAUCAGGCUCUAAUUAUAUUCCCAUUAAAGGAGCUUUGGUAAGGAUAGCAUGCAUGGCUGUGGACCAGAACGGAUAUGAGACAACACCUUUCUCAUGCUUGACUGGGGCAACUGAUGCAAACGGUUACUAUUACAAAACAUUGCCUGCUUUUGGACUUGGUGAUUUGAAAGUCACAGAAUGCAAGGCCUACCUUGAAAGUUCUCCAUUGGAGACCUGCAAAAUCCCAACAGAUGUCAACAAUGGCAUGAGCGGUGCCCUUCUUUCUUCCUAUCACAUCCUCAGUAGCAAAAACAUUAAAUUGUAUUCUAUGAGAACUUUCUUCUACACCUCCGAAACAACACCAACUCCUGCCGGUGGUUAUUAAAUUUCUUCUUGGUUUACCUUAUUUUUUAUUUUUCAUACAUUUGGGAUGGGAAUUUGAUCGCAUUCUUAUUGUUUAUUUAGUUUAAUUUACUUUGAUUGUCUUGAUUUAUUGCUCAAUAUAUUUGAAUUUUAAGAUUGUAAUAAACUUGGUUCUUUAUA
Populus euphratica (Euphrates poplar) is the source of this 829-nucleotide messenger RNA. RefSeq names its product proline-rich protein 3-like. The record is from RefSeq and is a predicted model, not a curated record. Lineage: Eukaryota; Viridiplantae; Streptophyta; Magnoliopsida; Malpighiales; Salicaceae. Gene Ontology annotation, biological process: response to ethylene. Bases 30 to 671 code for a protein of 213 amino acids. Gene Ontology annotation, cellular component: cell periphery. The transcript has 2 exons.